Molecule: messenger RNA, 4221 nt
Organism: Gastrolobium bilobum
Lineage: Eukaryota; Viridiplantae; Streptophyta; Magnoliopsida; Fabales; Fabaceae
Exons: 11
Coding region: 551-3808 (1085 amino acids)
Molecular function (GO): protein binding
Source: RefSeq, a predicted model, not a curated record
UCUGGGUUUCGAUACUCUUUUGAUGACAAAAAUCACCAUCUAUAUGUUAUCAAAAAAAAAAAAAAAAAUCACCAUCUAUAUUUCUCAGCUUAACUUCCUAGACAUACUCCACAUUCUUAGCAGAGUUUUGAGUUUCCAUAUUAUGAGAUUUCUCUGUGGCCUGUGAACCAUGCUGGAAUUUGUCAAUGGUUGCAGCAACUUGUUUGUGUGCAUGAUAAUAUUAUGAUAAAGAUGGUGGAUAUGACGAUGUUGAUGGUGGUAGAUUAGCAGAGGGCCAAUUCCACUUGUAACUGGAUAUCUCUAGCUGAUGUAAUUACUAGAACACAUUACCAUGGAUUAGUGAGAAUCAAGGACUCAAGGGCCAGAAUUAUUUUUGUUAGGUGUUCUUGUAGUUUGGUAGAGUAAAGUAGUUUUUGAGAAUCUGGCUCUUGACAUUAUCAGGUAAUGGAUUAAUGGAAUAUAACUGCUGAACCAUUGGAAUCUCCUUUCAGACUUAAGAUAAAAUAUUGUGAAAGAUAACUAACACACUCGGAGUGCACACUUUGUAAUAAUGGACGUAGCUGUUUCUCCACAAGCACAAAAGCAGAACUUGCAGACAACAGGUCGCAGAAUCGUAUGUGCUGCAUCCCAGAUAGAUCUAUGGCUUGUUGUUCGAGAAGGAUCUUUGAAAGAUGUAGAGUUGGCCUUGGGACUAUUGAAGAAGAGUGGAGGCAAUAUCAAUUUGAGGAACACUGUUGGGCUGACUCCUCUUCAUAUUGCGACUUGGAGAAACCACAUUCCCAUUGUAAGGAGGCUUCUUGCAGCUGGUGCAGAUCCUGAUGCCCGAGAUGGAGAAUCUGGAUGGAGUAGCCUUCACAGGGCUCUGCAUUUUGGACAUCUUGCUGUGGCAAGCAUCCUUCUUCAGCAUGGUGCCUCUAUGACAUUGGAGGACUCCAAAUCUCGAAUACCUGUAGAUCUCUUAUCUGGUUCUGUAUCUCAGGUUUUGGGAAAUGAAUGCAGUUCAGUGGCUACUGAGGUCUUUAGUUGGGGCAGUGGUGCAAAUUAUCAGCUUGGAACUGGAAAUGCACAUAUUCAAAAGUUGCCAUGCAAAGUUGAUUCACUUAGUGGUUCGUUCAUAAAGCUGAUUUCUGCAGCGAAGUUCCAUAGUGUGGCACUUACUGCUCGUGGAGAAGUGUAUACUUGGGGAUUUGGAAGGGGAGGUCGUCUAGGGCAUCCUGAUUUCGAUAUACACAGUGGUCAAGCUGCUGUCAUCACUCCCCGCCAGGUGACUUCUGGUCUGGGUUCCCGCAGAGUGAUGGCAAUUGCUGCAGCUAAGCAUCAUACCGUUAUAGCUACGCAGGGUGGGGAAGUGUUCACUUGGGGAUCCAAUAGAGAGGGACAGCUUGGGUACACUUCUGUUGAUACACAACCCACGCCUCGCAGAGUAUCUUCUUUAAGGACAAAAAUUGUUGAUGUUGCUGCAGCAAACAAGCACACUGCUGUAGUUUCUGAUUUAGGUGAAGUUUUUACUUGGGGUUGCAAUAGAGAGGGUCAGCUUGGUUAUGGCACCUCAAACUCAGCAUCUAAUUACACCCCACGUGUGGUUGAAUCCUUGAAGGGGAAGACUUUAACUAGUGUUUCUGCUGCAAAAUAUCAUACCAUUGUGUUAGGAUCUGAUGGAGAGGUAUACACCUGGGGUCACCGACUUGUUACUCCGAAACGUGUAGUGAUUACUAGGAACUUAAAGAAAAGUGGAAGCACUCCUUUAAAGUUUCAUCGCAUGGAACGACUUCAUGUGGUUUCUAUUGCUGCUGGAAUGGUACAUAGCAUGGCUCUUACAGACGAUGGUGCGUUAUUUUAUUGGGUCUCCUCCGAUCCUGAACUUCGAUGCCAACAGUUAUAUGCUAUAUGUGGAAGAAAUAUGGUGAGCAUAUCUGCUGGAAAGUACUGGACCGGAGCAGUUACAGCUACAGGUGAUGUUUACAGGUGGGAUGGGAAGAAAGGUAAGGAUAAGCCACCUGUUGCAACUCGGUUGCAUGGUGUGAAGAAGGCUACUUCAGUUUCAGUUGGUGAAACGCAUUUACUAUUUGUGGCUUCCCUCUAUCAUCCUGUCUACCCUCCCAACAUGAUUGAUAAUUCUCAGAAGCUCAAGUUGAAUAACAUGGAUGAAAUGGAAGAGUUAAAUGAAGACAUUUUAUUUGAGGAUGUGGAUUCCAAUAAUAUGGUAUCUACUGCACAAUUUGAUUCUUUUGGGCAGAGGUCUAUACCCAGCUUAAAAAGCCUUUGUGAAAAAGUAGCGGCUGAGUAUCUAGUGGAGCCACGGAAUGCCAUACAACUGCUUGAGAUUGCUGAUUCUCUUGGAGCAGAUGAUUUGAAAAAGUAUUGUGAGGAGAUUGUCAUGCGCAACCUUGAUUAUAUAUUUACAGUUUCAUCACAUGCUGUAGCAAGUGCCUCACUAGAUAUUCUGGCGAACCUUGAGAGGUUGUUAGACCAGAGAUCAUCCGAGCCAUGGAGUCACCGUCGGCUUCCUACUCCAACUGCUACUUUUCCUGCCAUCAUUAAUAGUGAAGAGGAUGAUAGUGAUAACGAGUUUCAAAGGACUCGUGACAAAUCCAUGAAAAUGUAUGCACUGAAAUUGGAUAAAGUCCAAAAAAUAGAUUCCUUUCUACUGCCCAAUGAUGAUCCCAAUAAAGAAAUCUCUAAAGUAGUUCGAGCUAUAAGGAAGAAGUUGCAGCAGAUUGAGAUGCUUGAAGCUAAGCAGUCUAAUGGACAUCUUCUCGAUGACCAGCAGAUUGCGAAGCUUCAAUCUAAGUCAGCACUUGAGAGCUCACUUGCAGAGCUAGGUAUUCCUGUUGAGACUUCACAGAAUAAAGAAUCGGCUUCUGUUUUACCAGAAGGGAAAAGUAGUAAGAAAGGUAAACUUUCAAAAAAACAAAGGAGAAAGAGCAGCAAAUCAAGCACUGUGCAGACGGAAAUAGAUUCUGUUUAUUCUAAAAAUGAAGUGAUUCCCAAAUCUGAGGACUUGUUGGACAUUGACAUCAUGACGGUUCCUAGCUCAAAGGUGGAAGAGGAUGCCAUGUGCGAACAGACAGCAACAGACCAGGGUGCGAAAAAUUUAGCUCUUGUUGUACUGAAGAAAGAUGCUUUAGAGUUGCUCAAAGAUAAGGGUCAGUCACCAAAGAUUUCUAAGAAGAAGAGCAAGAAGGGUGGACUUUCUAUGUUUCUGAGCGGUGCUCUUGAUGAAGCCCCGAAAGAGGUGGCUCCAGCUCCACCUCCACCGUCACCAAGAAAUGAUGGUCCUGCAUGGGGUGGGGCCAAGUUCAUAAAGGGUUCUGCUUCUCUUCGCGAAAUCCAGGAUGAACAGAGCAAAAUAAUAAAGGGAAACAAGCCAUCUGGUAGUAAAGAUAAGUUGGAAGAUCCUUCUGAUUUUGAUAGUGGGGGGAAAAUAAAGUUGUGUUCAUUUCUUCCUUCCAGCCCAAUACCAGUUGCCCCAACUCGUAGUUCCCAGGUAUCUGAUGGAGAAAUAAGUACCCCUCCUUGGGCUGCUUCAGCAACCCCUCCCCAACUCUCUCAGCCAUCUUUAAGGCACAUCCAAAUGCAACAGGGAAAGAAACAACAAAACCUUUCCCAUAGCCCAAAGACUAGAACAGCUGGAUUUACUAUUGCCGCUGGUCAAGGCUCACCAUCUGAAGCAACCGGGGUGAGCCGCUGGUUCAAGCCUGAAGUGGAAACACCGUCCUCGAUUCGAUCUAUUCAAAUAGAGGAAAAGGCUAUGAAAGAUCUCAAGCGUUUCUACAGCAGUGUUAAGAUUGUCAGAAAGCAGUCUUAAGGCCAUCUUAUGUAUUUAUAAAGGUAGCAAGAGAGGCUCUUUUCUGUUCUUCUCUACCCUGUGCCUUAUCAAUUUUUUUUCCUUACCCUUUUUCACUUUCCUUGUGGGUCCAAUGACUGUAAAUUAUUCUGUACAGAUAGUUGCAGGGUAUAUUCUUCUGUCACUUUCAAAUGAGUAGUGUAGUAGUGUCUAGCUUCUUAGCAUCCGGGUCUUUCCAUUUUCUGUCUUUCCCAACUAGCUUUGUAUAUGACCAAGUUUUUUACAUGUGUACUCAUUUUUAACUGUCUCAAGUUGGAGACUGGUCAAAAUAAUGAUCCUGAACAUGAUGUCAAUUGAUGAACUGAGCUAAGUAGCGCCCGAGGGCAGACAUGGUUACUGAUUUUUAUGACUCAAGUUACUUCAAGGCUCAAGAA